UGUUGCUUCACGCUUCUCAACAACCAGCCUAAUUUCCUACUCUAAUUCCCAUAAUCUACACUCAAGAUGCGUGUCGCUCUUCUCGCUGCCAUCGUUCCAGUGGCCCUCGCUGGCUGGAACCCCAAAUCAUGCAAUGGAGCCGGAGGCUGCACCCAAGUUGGCUACUCCAACUCGGGCCCUUUCGUCUGCCCCGAUGGUAGCAGAUUGAAUCUUCCUUCGUUCGCGGGUGAUAACUUGAACGCUGGCAAUGGAAACGCCGAUCCCGUGUCGAAAGAGGACUUCCCCAAGUCGUGCACCAGCGGCGCUGUCCCUCCUGCCGACGCUACCUUCAUCAAAGUCAAGUCGAAGAAUAACCAGACCAUGUUCUUCUAUGUUACGGGCAAGUGUGAUACCCCCAAGCCGGAGGCUUUCAACUGCUAUAGCAAGAACCCGAACCCAUCUGUCCACACAUUUUGUUCCAUGUAUGAUACCAAGGGCGCCUUGUGCAAGGAGAACAACGCGGCCGGAUACUGUGAGCGUUGGGGAUACUCGACUGUCAACCCUCAGUGCGCCUUCUGGAAGCCAGGUGGCCCGGACCUCCCCAACACCCAGUAAUGAUUUCGCUAGUAUAUCUUCUUGUAUAUAAUGAUUAUACUGGCUGAAGACACAGUCGUGAUGAUAUAUAGCCUUUGGCACUGCGCGACAAUGAAAUGUGAC
Bipolaris sorokiniana ND90Pr is the source of this 696-nucleotide messenger RNA. RefSeq lists its product as uncharacterized. The record is from RefSeq and is a predicted model, not a curated record. The coding region runs from base 67 to 594 and encodes 175 amino acids. The transcript is spliced from 3 exons. Lineage: Eukaryota; Fungi; Ascomycota; Dothideomycetes; Pleosporales; Pleosporaceae.